AAAUCUCAACAACUUCUUGUUCUUUAUAUUCCAUCCAAUACUUCACUCCUCUUAGCAUUCCAGACAAUGAUUCAAACACAGCAUAGCACAAAAGUUGCUUAGACGAGUUUGAAGAAAGAACAAGAAGAAACAAACAAGCACAAAAUUAAAGAAAUGGACCCCUGCACUGUUAUAAAGGUGGCAAAAGAGGAAGAUCUUGUAAACCAGAUUGGAAAGGAGGUUUAUUUUGAUCUUGUAGACUAUCAAAACGUGACAUGUUUCCGUGUUCUAAACUCGACCACAUUUAACUUUUUCAAGGAAGAGGCUGCUAAAACGUUUCACGUACCAGCUCAUUUACAGCGGUAUUGGGUAUUGGCAAACCGUCGAAACAGUACAUGUCGUCCAUAUCGGGCAUUGACACGCAACGAGGAAGAAGGAACUGUUGGAGAAUUGAAAGUGCUACACAAAUUUCACAAAACAGAAAUAAAAAUGUUUUUAGAAGUGGAGCGUGGUCCGGAUUUAUCUCCCGCUCCACUACUCGGCCAGGGGAAGGAUGAUAUAUUACUCUUUUUCAAGCUAUAUGAGCCUCAAAAAGAGAAGAUAAGUUACGUUGGAAGGCUCUACGCGAACUUGAAUCACAGGCCAUCAAAAAUGUUAAGAAAGUUAAAUGGAUUGGCUGGUUAUGAUCUUGACGAAGAACUUGAACUCUAUGAGGAGAUUAUGUUUAAACCAAAUCUCAUGUGUGAGCCGGUUAACAUAAGACUAACAUUUCUAGAAAAUGAGUUAGACAAUGGUGAUAUUUUAUGCUUUCAGAAAGCUCUGACAAUCGAUGAUAGAAAAUAUUUUCGCUAUCCUGAUGUGCCAUCUUACUUCAAAUAUGUGCACAAUCGCGGGGUUGUUUUACCUCCCUUAGUUCAGGAGGAGUCAAGAGAGGACAUAAAGACGGAAAGUGAGAGUCAUACGGAAGCCGAAACUUCAAAUUUCAUUAGCACAAACUUUAAAGAGAUUGACAGUAUGAUCGACGAGGAUGCCAUUGCAGCGAUCGACCGAGUUUUGACAGAAGGGGUUACCAUUUCGUUACAAUACCAACCUUCUUUCCGGGGGCAAGUCGUCUCGAAACAAGAUCCCAAAUUCCCUAAACAACUUCUUCGAGAAUUGAGAGACAUUGCGUUUAAAGAAGACUUGUUUGAAAAAUUUAGAAAAGGUUUCAUCGUAAAAGUUGACGUCGAUGCAGUCAAGGAAAGAAUCGACGCCAAUGCUGAGAUGUUCUCCUCUUCGCAAUUAGAACAAGUCAGAAUUGUUGUUAGUCUUGUCAACAACACUCUGAGAAUGUUUGAUAAGCUUGAAAAUUUGAAAAAAGAGCUGGAGUCGACUAAAAAGAACAAUGAACAAGAUAAUGAAGCACUGAAGAAUACAAGAGCGGAGAUAUUGACAUUAAAGGCUUCUUUUCCGGACCAACACGCCGAACUCGACUCUCUUGAUGCGCAAAUUGCUGAUCUUAAAGCUAGGCUUGAUGAACUAGAAUGUGAUAGGGCCAAAAUUAUUGAGAUUCAAGAUCAACACAAUGAUAAGAUCACAUCUAUGAACAAAGAAGUUAGAUCAAUUUACCAUCACCUUGUUGAUGGUCAAGUAAAGUUGAAAAGUAUUGAAAAUGAGAUACCUGAGACUGAAUCUGAAUUGGAAAGUCAUGAAAAAGCCUACGUAAUCUUAAGGGCAACCCCUCCAUUUUGAUUAAUGUAUUUGAUUGGUCUUUUUGGCCAAUGUUAGACUCUAAUUAAGUUAUGUUUUAUGUUUUUUGAUAUGUUAGAGAAUAUUAGGGAGUUAGUUAGAGUUUUAG
Messenger RNA from Lathyrus oleraceus (garden pea), 1816 nucleotides. RefSeq lists its product as uncharacterized. Bases 154 to 1710 code for a protein of 518 amino acids. The record is from RefSeq and is a predicted model, not a curated record. The transcript has 9 exons. Lineage: Eukaryota; Viridiplantae; Streptophyta; Magnoliopsida; Fabales; Fabaceae.